Messenger RNA from Ectocarpus sp. CCAP 1310/34, 936 nucleotides. NCBI's taxonomy places the organism in Eukaryota, Phaeophyceae, Ectocarpales, Ectocarpaceae. The record is from the annotation of a GenBank genome assembly.
AUGUGUGUGAUGCUCGGAGCAUUGUGGCUGUUGAAAUGGCGCGCUUAUCGAGAGUUCAUCCUCCCGACGGUGCUAGACGGAGUCAGAUACGAGUUCUUCGAGGUCCUUGGUGGGUUCGACUUCAACGAGCUGUUUCGGUUUGAGAAACCUCCCUUUCUUCGGCUUUUAGCGGCGCUCGAGCUACCUGCUCAGCUCGAGAUAUCGACGGUUAGCAGUCACCCUUCGGAGAUUGGCCGCUCCCACAACGUGCUUCGAGAUCGCCUCUUCUGGGGUAUGGGGGGGACUCUUUUGUGUGAAGUGUUCAACGCGACGAUAGAGGCAAUUCACGAACGGUGGGGGCACCUCGUGGACGAGUUGCAAAUAGAUGCGAUCCUUCCUAAGGUAGACUCCUUCUGUGAGCCUAGACGUUGGCAACGCCUCCACUACAACAGGUGGAAGCGCUUGCAUGCACUCAAGUACCAGUCAGUAGAUUCUCCUGAUGGUAUCAUUCGCCAGCUCUGGGGACCGUUGCUCGGUCGCCGUCAUGACGUAACGCUGCUUGGGCAGAGUGGGUUGCUUGCUGUUACGAUGAUCCACUCCAACGACGCGGCGGGUGAGCCUUAUUACGUAUAUGGAGUCCCGGCGUAUCAAAUUUCCCCGUGGCUACAGGCUCCGUUCAGAGGAAUCCUGACCGCAGGUCAACAGGCGUUCAAUACCGCCAUGAGCGGUGUGAGGGGCAUUGUUGAGUGGGGGUUCGGUAGGAUCGUCGCCCAAUGGCCGUACGUCGAUUACCAUAAGAAGCAGCAAGUAGCACUGAGCGCAUGCGGCCUUGGCAAGCAGUAUGCCGUCGCAGGCAUGCUGACAAAUUGCCAUAAUUGCUUCUACCCGAACUCAACUGCCCAGUACUUCGACGUCCAGCCCCCGUCGCUAGAGGAGUACCUACUCGGGGAGGGAUAA